Pieris macdunnoughi is the source of this 930-nucleotide messenger RNA. The record is from the annotation of a GenBank genome assembly. Lineage: Eukaryota; Metazoa; Arthropoda; Insecta; Lepidoptera; Pieridae.
AUGGAAUUAGAGACACCUAUUCAUUUUUUCAAAUAUUUGUUCACCGAUGAUAUAUUUCUCUACAUUACUCAAGAAACACUCAAAUAUGCAGUGGAAAAACGCCCCGAAAAGCUAAUGAUAGUUACCAGUGCAGAUAUAGAACAGUUUGUUGGUAUAUGCCUGAUGAUGUCAGUUAUUCAGCUGCCUUCGACCAGAGACUACUGGAGUUCGGUAUUAGGACACCCUAAAGUGAAUUCGUUUAUGUCCUGUAAUCGUUUUGAAGAAAUUAAACGUUUCUUACAUUUCAAUGAUAACUCAACCCAAAUUCCCAAAGGUCAGGUUGGCUAUGAUCCUCUCCAUAAACUCAGGCCAUUUCUUGUCCAAGUUAGAGAACGACUACUGACUGUUCCGAGAGAGGAAUAUAUGGCCGUCGACGGACAGAUAAUACCAACUAAAAGCAGGUCUACAAUGAAGCAGUACAACCCAAAAAAGCCACAUAAGUGGGGAUACAAGAACUUUGUCUUGAGCGGCAGUUCUGGUUUCAGCUACGACUUUGAGCUAUACACAGGUGCUCAUGUUUCUGAAACAGUAGAUGGCAAUUUGCCGAACAUCAGCACUUCAAGCAAUGUUGUCGUCCGGCUUGCAAGAACCAUUGCACAUAACAUGGACUACCGACUUUUCUUUGACAAUUGGUAUACAUCACUGCCACUUUUAGUUUACUUAACAAAACAGGGUAUUUUGCCCCUGGGCACAAUCAAAGCCAACCGCGUUCCAGGACAUAAAGUUCCAGUCGAAAAGGAGUUGAAAAAGAAAGGACGGGGUGCUACAGUUGAAAAAAUUUCAACCGUGGACAAUGUUGACAUAUCUGUGACAACAUGGUAUGACAACAGAGUUGUAAACUUGGCAUCGACAUACGUUGGUAGCAAACCUGACAGAAGUGAGACGUUAUAA